Molecule: messenger RNA, 3860 nt
Organism: Dicrocoelium dendriticum
Lineage: Eukaryota; Metazoa; Platyhelminthes; Trematoda; Plagiorchiida; Dicrocoeliidae
Source: the annotation of a GenBank genome assembly
UAUUGAAAUUGGAUUUCUGUAUCCCAUCAACCCAAGAUAGCUGCACACGAGCCCUAUUCAAACCGGAUGGCCUUGAGAUACACAUCCUGGGCCACACUCAGUCAGACAGGCACGGAUUCAAGGUUUCUGCAAAGAAAUAUGCUUCAAGCAAGCGGACGAUUUCAUUUGAUGAACAUUGCUCAGUGGUAGAGCGUACACAAUUUUCGGCAGUUGCCUUAAAGCAACAGGACCUGAAUGGAGCUUACUUGAACCUCCGAUUACCUCCCGUCGAAAAAUUAACUAGCAGUCGGACAACAAAUCAGAGUAAUCUAUCCAUCUGGUACACCUUACAACUUGAGUUGAAUACCUCGGAGUUGAAAGGAAUGGUGUUUUUGCUGCAUCCGAAUAGGCCAAGUUCGGAUGUUCGUUCAUAUUUUUUGAGGACCACGACGGAAAAUCCAAAUUUCUCGCAUGAACACCCCAUGCUGGCUGCAGAAUUUCGGAACACCAGCCUCUUCUUCAUUGUUCAAAGAGAUCCGACAAUGUGGUUCGACGCACUGGUGAAUGAUUAUGAGGAAUCGUUUCAGACUGACAAACACAUAUCCCUCGAAGUUUCAUGGUAUUCAAAAUCAUUAACUCACAAAGUUACUUCAACUAACUGGCCUCUUCUUCGUAUCCGACCGGGUCCUAGACACGAUUGGCUUUACGUCGGGUUAAAGUCGUUUCAAUCCAACCAAUUCGGACUCUUGACACAGGAUAUAGUGCAAACGCAACUCAACUCCAUCCAACAUGAGGGACGGCAGAACUACUGGCCAGGUCAGAAUUUGUGGGUUGGAGGAAUAAAUUCAACCUUCGCACUGGAAUCGGGAAUGCUAUAUCCUGGCUUACACAGUCUUAGCGGAACCAGGCGCGGGUUCGUUGGAUGUCUACUAAGUGUAAAGCUGAACCAAGUUGAUUUGGAUUUGCGGUCGGCUUUUGAAUCUAGACAACGCGCUUCGGGAACCACUGCUCUGGACCGCGUGAUGCAAGUGGGUUGCUUGAAGAGUCAGCCAGUAGCGGAAGAUAGUACCUGCGAAGGUUCUGGCCUUGACAAAGAUGAAUUCCCGGGAAUUGUUAAAGGAAGAUUUUGCCCAAACGGCGGGAAAUGCCUACCGAAUUGGAAACGAGCGGAAUGCGAUUGCACAGAAACGACUUACACUGGACGAAGAUGUGAACAACUUACUCCCUUCUUCACAUUUGACGGACGUCAGCUCAUUCAUUUGCGAUUCCCAACAUUGCAAUUGUCCGAGAUAGACACACUGAGCUUCGGGUUCCAGACACCACAAUAUGAUGUCAUUCUGCUACACACGUACGCUGAGCUUAUAGGACAGGCGUGGUUUUCGAUUCACAAAUCGGAAUAUGUAUCCCGACGCAACCGAUCCCGAUCUGUUUUCGACAUCUUGGACACUGAACACAUUGUUGGAUUGGAACUUGCUGUCGUCCGGGGGCGAAUUCAAGUUAGAUAUAAUCUUGGUGCGGAUCCCAAGGUUCUGGAUCUUCCCUGGUUAGUAUCUGAUGGGAAAUGGCACAUGUUCUCUCUUUAUCGGCGGCAUCAGCUCUUCGUGGCGACGAUGGAUGGCCAGGAAUAUCGGACAAACUUGUCCCUCAAAACUACCAUAUUACCACUGAGAGGAGCAGUGCUCGGCUCGAAAGAAUACUCUACUUCUGACUUCUUGGCCGUUCCCGUUAGUGAAAGCUUCAUUUCUACCCCAAAUUUCAUCGGAAGCAUGAAACAGUUUAGUCUCAAUGGGCUGAAACUUGAUCCGAGGAGCACAUCAAACGAACUGGAAUCUCUAAUUGAUUUGGUCCAAGAAGCGACAAGCAGCGUAACCCUUGCGCAUCCCGCUGAAACCAUCAGACCCCUAACACCGGCGUAUCCGGUACAUUUUACCGGCUCAGGCUGUAAUGUUGGCAUUAUACUCUCGGAAACAAAACCAGUGCUGGAAAUCCAGUUUGCAUUUAAAGCAUCAAGGAAUACGUCAAUGCUGUGUCUGUUUACUGAUGAUCAUAGUUUCCCUCUGUUGAUUUUGAGCCUGCGGUUGGGAAGGCUGAAAGUGGACCGCUUCGAAAACGAAAACACGCAUCUCUCGGACUUCAUCGGGGCCAACUUGAACAACGGAAGCUGGUUUGUCGUUCGACUCUAUGGGUCUAGUUUGGGUUCCUUGGAUAUUGGUGUUGCAACGUACACUGAGGGAAUCGGCGGGAUGUCAUCAAUAUUGAAGACAGGCUACGUUCCGGAGGCUUUGAAAGAUCUCGGGUCAUCAGCCAUAAAAGAUCUGGACACUGUCGCAGUCUGUAUCGGAGAUAUUCGUUUGGGUGGCAACCGACCAAUGGACCUGCAUUACUACAUACGAAACAAAUAUUCUACAAGUUCAACAGAUUAUUCAUCCUGUCUGGCAGAAAUAAAACCAGGCUGCGCAGAUGAUGUAGCAGGCAACUGUGGGACUCUUGUUCAGGAAAGUUCACCAAGCAGCUUUCAUUACCGAAGCCUCCCCAUCUUGCGCUGUUUGCAUGAUGGGGUAUGCGUGAGGCGAUGGCAGAGCUAUGCCUGUACUUGUGUUGGGACCACUUUUCGAGGAGACUUGUGUGAACAACCGGAAACAACCGUGUUAUUCGGCUCUCCAAAAACGCCUGAUUCGUCUGGGAACGGUGUAAUGAACAGCACGAGCACUUUAUUGUUGGAUGAAGAGCCGGAACACAGCGGGAAUCCAUUUGGAUACAUUGUGGUAAGCAUACCACCAUGGAUGCGAUACUCUACAGAUGAUCACGUUGUCCUUGGGAUGCAGGUGGAUGACAAUCACACAGUUCUGAUGGCAAAUCGCAUCCUCACUCUGUACUGCGUAGCAACUGGAUCGGACUGGAUGCAUGUCUACUUGGACUCCGGACAGUUUCACGUCGCCCUGGAAACAAGUGGGUUCAAGCAGACCAUUCAAGGACCAUCUGUUCAAUUAACAGACGGCUAUUAUCACAGAGUCAGCUGUCAGAGGUCAAGAAAUCGCAUCAUAAUUAAGGUGGAUAAGUACUUUAAUGAGCACUUGAUUGAACAUGAUAGCACAGAAGGUUCCUUACACACAUCCAAGAGGACCGAAAUUUGGAUUGGUCACUGCCCAAGGUCAAACUUGAGUGACUUUUACAUCGGAUACUUGACAGGCUUCGCGUACAAUGGUCUGAAUCUUUUGGACGAUGCUCUGGAUAUCACACACUACCACCAUGUCAGUACAGCCCGCUACGGUCAAGUUAAUCGAGCCAGCAGCUUUAAACCGCGCUUCCCAAAAGCCAAAGUCGAGGAAAAAAGUCAGACUCAUUUGGCACUCAUGAAGCAAACGGCGAUAUCUUCAAGUGAAAACAUUUUCAUGGGAUCGCUUUCUUAUCACCAAAUGUCAAUCAGAGGUGACUCACCAUUCGCACCAAACACAACGGUCUUGGCUGUCGACCAUUAUGCGGGUCAAGGGCAGAUCAUCAAAAGCACGGACACACUGGAUAACAGUUUAUGGACGGGCAACAUCAAUAUGCAUCACGGUGGCGCAGCGAAAGUAGGACUGUUGACCAGCCUGACUGUAGUUGCAGCCAUGCUUCUAACACUUUCAGUGGUAUUCAUUUAUCGUUAUAAGACAGCUGACUUAGUGGGCGCAUGUGGUACAUGUAAAAGUCAAAAUAUACCAUCAACAGUUCAAAGUGAUGAACUUGCAAAUGCAACCGAUUUCCGAACUCCCCUAUCCAUUAUUGGGCCGCUGUUUACUAUCGCUGCCGAUGUACGCACACAGCACCCAACACUGACUUCUAGUGGAUACAGCGGUCGACCUGAGGGGCAAUCCCUGUAUGGUCACGGCAUUCAGAUUUAA